AUGCAGGCCAGUGAUAGAUUCAACAUCAAUUCCCAGCUUGAGCACCUUCAGGCUAAAUAUGUGGGAACUGGGCAUGCUGACUUAAAUAGAUUUGAAUGGGCUGUGAACAUUCAGCGUGAUAGCUAUGCAUCAUAUGUUGGACAUUAUCCCAUUCUAGCUUACUUCGCUAUAGCAGAAAAUGAAUCCAUUGGAAGGGAACGCUACAACUUUAUGCAGAAAAUGCUAUUACCUUGCGGCCUUCCUCCAGAAAGAGAAGAUGAUUGAAAUCGUAUUAGGUUGUGACAAGAGAUUUUAGUACUCUGGAUCUUCAUGGGGUUAACGAACUUAUCCUUUCGUGAGCUAACUCUGUGUCUGCUCAGAAGCAAUGAAUGGGA
Molecule: messenger RNA, 374 nt
Organism: Cucurbita pepo subsp. pepo (vegetable marrow)
Lineage: Eukaryota; Viridiplantae; Streptophyta; Magnoliopsida; Cucurbitales; Cucurbitaceae
Source: RefSeq, a predicted model, not a curated record